AUGGACCUUCCUGCACUUAUUAACAACUUCAAAAACCAAGGUCUCAACGAGAGAGACCUUGUUGCUGUCUCUGGUGGCCACAGUAUUGGGUUUGCACAAUGUUUUGUCUUCGGGAACCGAAUCUACAGUGAAACUAAUAUUGACCCUAAAUUUGCUCAACAGCGAAGAUCAACUUGUCCACGCACUGGUGGCAACUCGACCCUAUCUCCUCUUGACCCAACGCCUGCACGAUUUGACACUGCAUACUUUACCAAUUUGAUCAAGAAAAAGGGUCUUCUUCAUUCGCAUCAUCAACUUUUUAAUGGUGGCUCCACUGAUGGUAUAGUAAAAACUUACAGCUCAAAUGCCAAAGCUUUCUCUGCCAAUUUUGCUAGGUCUAUGGUUAAGAUGGGAAACAUAAAACCACAGACAGGAAACAAAGGACAAAUUCGUUUGAACUGCAGGAAGGUGAACUAA
Messenger RNA from Hevea brasiliensis (rubber tree), 456 nucleotides. RefSeq names its product peroxidase RIP1-like. Gene Ontology annotation, molecular function: heme binding; peroxidase activity. NCBI's taxonomy places the organism in Eukaryota, Viridiplantae, Streptophyta, Magnoliopsida, Malpighiales, Euphorbiaceae. The coding region runs from base 1 to 456 and encodes 151 amino acids. The record is from RefSeq and is a predicted model, not a curated record. Gene Ontology annotation, biological process: response to oxidative stress. The transcript has a single exon.